UAGCCAGCUGUUACACAUUAGGAUAAUGCACACUUUGAACUGUUUUACACAAAAAAAUCAUUUAUUUUGAGAUAUUCAUGAAAUCUGUGUCUUCGUUUAUUCAACCUUUUCCAAAAACUUAGUUUACUGAGCCAGAAAAAAUCACCCUCUAAAGGAGUAGGAACUAUUUUUAUGUGACGUCAUAUCUGCUUACAAAUACAUGUAGUAAUAAAAUAGUAAUAAUAAUCGACAUAAACACUAGGUCUUCUACCGAAAAUAUAGCUGAAUGUGCACUUCUUGAGCUAGAAAUACAAAUAUAAUUAGAAAAAAUAUAACGAAAGCUAGGACUUUGGAUGAAUAUCGGGAACAAAUUGUCCUCUCUAGGUCUUUGGGCGGAUGCAGAACUCGCAAGCUCGGUCUGCCUUACAGCGCAAAAACCGUAAGCAGACACAUGUUCAUUCAAUAAACUGCAGUUAAAAUACAUCUCGGAGAGAUUCACAAUUUCCCCCAAAAUUUUGUUUUUCGCUUUUACCGAUCAAAGUCUACUGUCUAAUCCCAAAAACUGAAACUUGUAUAUAUUAUGACAGAAGCUCGUUAUAGAGAGGGUAUUAUUUGUUUGUGGUAUGUUAUUGUUUACAAAGUUUUGAAAAUGUGUGACUAUCGAUUUAAAUGUAUGAUAUACAUGCAUAUCACAUUUAAUGUAUUCUUUAGAUAAAAUGUGUCAUUCAAAAGUUAAAUUUUGUAUCUGCGCAAAUUUAGGAUAUGCUUUAAAUUACAAAAUUAACAUUUCACUAGUUUGUUUGUAAACACAAAAAUGGCUCGAAUCUUGUUUACAUAAAACAGUCAAGGCUAGAAUAUUGCUCUUAUCCUUGCGUAAAGGUCCAAAUGUUGGUUGUCAACUUUAAAUGAGAACUAUAUGGUUUUCAUUUUAACAUAGGAACGUUAACCCCAUAAACUAAUCCCUCUAACAGUCACAUUGUAGUAUCAGGCAACAAAAACCAGAAGUGUUCUGUGAUCAAAAGGAAUACUGUCGUCAUGCAAAAACAGGGGGAGCGUGGGAGGAUACUUUCUGGCAGGACGAAACAUGCACUGGAUACCGGUUGGACUGUCUCUGUUCGCCAGUAACAUCGGAAGUGGUCAUUUCGUCGGUCUGGCGGGAUCCGGGGCCUCCAAUGGGAUAGGUGUGGCCGUCUUCGAGUUAAACGCUAUCUUUAUCUUGAUGAUGCUGGGGUGGCUGUUUGUCCCCGUUUACGUGGCAGCUGGUGUUUUCACCAUGCCGGAAUACCUAAAAAAGAGAUUUGGUGGACAUAGAAUUCGUGUAUACCUGUCCGUGUUGGCUUUACUGCUCUAUGUCUUCACCAAAAUAUCUGCCGAUUUGUUUUCUGGGGCCCUUUUCAUCCUUCGAACCUUUAAGGGCUUUGAUCUCUACCUAGCCAUUAUCAUCUUACUCAUCAUAGCUGCAUUGUUUACAAUCACAGGUGGACUUACUGCUGUGAUAUGGACCGACUCAAUCCAAGUCCUUAUAAUGGUUAUCGGAGCUUUCAUUCUUAUGGUUAUGAGCUUUGUUCGUGUUGGUGGAUAUGAAGAGGUUGUGAGGAGAUUUUUUGAGGCUUACCCCAACACUACACUUCAGAAUUACGGAAACGCUAGCGACCCCUACUGGAAAUGUGGAAUACCCCCAGCGAACUCCAUGAACUUAGUGAGGUCAUACGAUGACGGUUCCUUGCCUUGGCCAGGCAUUAUGUUUGGUCUGACGAUUUCUUCUGUCUGGUACUGGUGUUCAGAUCAGGUUAUUGUCCAGAGAGCACUUGCUGCCAAGAAUAUUGCCAAUGCUAAAGCAGGAACGAUCUUGGCUGGUUAUCUGAAGUUCACACCUCUCUUCCUCAUUGUUUUCCCGGGGAUGAUCUCAAGAAUCAUUUUCCCAGACACUGUUGGUUGCGCAGAACCGGAUGUCUGUGAAUCUGUAUGCGGAAGUCGUGCCGGAUGUACAAACAUAGCUUACCCAGAUCUGGUUAUUGAGGUCAUGCCGCCUGGGCUGAGAGGACUGAUGCUUUCUGUGAUGAUGUCUGCUCUUAUUUCGUCACUGACAUCCAUAUUUAACAGCACCAGCACCAUUUUUACCAUUGACAUUUACAAACGUAUUCGCACUCACGCCAAUGACGUAGAGCUCAUGAUUGUCGGAAGGUUUUGUGUAUUGGCGUUGGUUGGUAUCUCCAUUGCCUGGAUCCCUAUUGUUCAGAACGUGUCAGAACUGUUCCACUAUAUACAGGCCAUCACCUCGUUCCUCGCUCCCCCGGUCUGUGCCGUCUACGUCCUGGCAAUCUUCUGGAAACGAACAAACGAACCGGGUGCGUUUUAUGGUCUGAUGAUUGGGCUGGUUGUUGGGCUGACCAGAUUUAUCUGGGAGUACGCUUACUCUGUACCGGCCUGUGGAGAGUCAGGGGACGAGCGCCCAGACGUCAUCAAGAUGGUCCAUUACCUUCACUUUGGAAUCAUAUUAUUCGGCAUUGUCUUCAUUUCUACCAUCGUCAUUAGUCUUCUGACACCGCCGAUACCAGAAAAACACCUCCAUCGACUUACUUUCUGGAGUCGUUUCGAUACAGCUGAGAGGGAAGAUAUUGACGCUGAAAAAGACAAAAAGGAACUCGAAAAGGGUCACAAAGUUGCAUUUAAAAACUUUUCCCAUGUGGAGGAGGGUCAACCCAUCUACAAGACUGCUUUACAAUGGAUUUGUGGGGUAGAAAAAAUGGAGGAAGCGGCAGAGAUGACAGAAGAGCAAAAGAGGGUUCUGGAAGAAAAACAGAACUCCAUCCAUGAGACGAAGACUCAAAAGUUAGUCACCACCUUCAAUGCCAUCUUCUUGAUGACACUCGCUAUAUUCCUCUGGGGAUUCUACGCAUGAUAAGUUGAUGUGAUAAAGAAAUAUUCUUUAAUGUAAAGAAUACAUGAUGGUGCUUAAGAAAUGAUCGAAAUCCCCGUCGGUGACAAAAUGUUUCAUUAAUCAAGAAUUAGAGCAGUAGGAGUAUUUUGUAUCAAUUUGGGUAUUUUAAAAUAUUCUACAGUAUUGAGAGGAUGUAAUCACUAACUGUAAGGAACUUUAGUGUCUCAAAUUAAUCAGUGUUGUGUGCACAGGCAAUAACAUUUUAUACUGUGAAGUUUGCAACGUAUUUGUGUGAAUAUAUUACAUGUAAUCUAAGGAAGUUUCCCAAUUGCACUUGACAAUAAUUCAGAACACAUGUACAUUUUACUUUUAAUGAUUAAACUAUUCCUUAAUUGUUGCAAAAUACAAAGUCCUAUAUAUUACUUUUUUAUUAUAUGAAUAUACAUUUUAUACUUUUACAUUAUUCUAUUAAAUUAAGACUAUGUCA
Molecule: messenger RNA, 3347 nt
Organism: Ostrea edulis (European flat oyster)
Lineage: Eukaryota; Metazoa; Mollusca; Bivalvia; Ostreida; Ostreidae
Product: sodium/glucose cotransporter 4-like
Exons: 14
Coding region: 1064-2881 (605 amino acids)
Biological process (GO): transmembrane transport
Cellular component (GO): plasma membrane
Molecular function (GO): D-glucose:sodium symporter activity
Source: RefSeq, a predicted model, not a curated record